Molecule: messenger RNA, 2111 nt
Organism: Labrus mixtus (cuckoo wrasse)
Lineage: Eukaryota; Metazoa; Chordata; Actinopteri; Labriformes; Labridae
Gene: gpr3
Product: G protein-coupled receptor 3
Exons: 1
Coding region: 514-1506 (330 amino acids)
Biological process (GO): G protein-coupled receptor signaling pathway
Cellular component (GO): membrane
Molecular function (GO): G protein-coupled receptor activity
Source: RefSeq, a predicted model, not a curated record
GUGACGUUAAUUGCAAUUUGAGCGCUACGUUUUAUUAGUUAUUUAAGCAAAUGUAGGCUAAUUUGGGCUUGGACACAAUACAUUAGCCACAUGCACUGAUAGGUGGCGUAUUAAUCUAAUAAAUAUGCUUUCGUGUCAGUUCUUAUUAUAUUAUAACUAAAUAAGUAUUUUAGUCAUUUAGUUGAUUCCCUUAAAAAACAAAUUGAGAGAAACAAGACAUCCACAAAUACCGUUCAAAAUACUCAAACAUGUUCGUCUGGGUUUUAUUUUUUUUUGGUUUUCAUUUUAAAGCUAACUCCUUUAUAUAACAAGAGUGUAACAUCUUGCGUUUACCAUAACCACAUUGUUUCCUCUGCUGUCACAUCCGGCCUCACGCAGCUCUACAGACUAAAGAUGCUUCUAACACUUGUUUAAAGGACCUAAAGAAAUGCUAAAGAUACAUUCGAGCUCAUUCAACAUGUUUCUUCUUGUUUUUCUUUUUUUAGGUUGUGUUUCUGUGACGGCUGAUCAGCCAUGAUCCUGAACACCUCUGAUCUGGGCUGGGAUGAGUCCUCAGGUGCUGAAUCCUUCUUCCCUCUGGACCUGCUGGAUAGGUCCCCCAAAUAUGAAGUCCCACCCCUCACCGUGUGGGGUGUGGCCCUGUGUGUUUCAGGAACUCUCAUCGCAGCUGAAAAUGCAAUAGUGGUCACCACCAUCUUGGCCACCCCAUCUCUUCGUGCCCCUGUUUUCCUGCUACUUGCGAGCCUCGGACUGGCUGACCUCCUGGCGGGUGUUGCUCUGAUCCUGCACUUCCUCUUCCUGUUCUGUGUGGAGCCCAGCGAUUGGUCAGAAUUGGUGACCUCUGGACUGCUGGUAACAUCACUCACUGCCUCACUCUGUAGCCUGAUGGGUGUCGCUUUGGACCGAUACCUGUCCUUAAGCCAAGCCCUCACCUAUGGUUCAAGCCAAUCUCGUCACAGAGCCGCCAUCCUUCUGCUGCUGGUCUGGUUGGGUGCUUGCAUCAUAGGGGCGGGGCCUGCAAUGGGGUGGCACUGUCUGGAAGAGCCAAACUCCUGUUCUGUAGCAAGACCUCUGACCCGGACAUACCUAUCACUUCUGUGUGGUGGCUUCCUGGUGGUUGUCAUGAUAACACUACAAUUGUACGCUGGGAUCUGCCGUGUUGCCAGGCGGCAUGCCCAUGCCAUCGCUACCCAGAGGCACUUCCUACCUGCCAACCAAUCAUAUGCAAGCAAACACAGCAGUGGGAGGGGCUUCUCUCGGUUGAUCCUGGUGCUCAGUGUGUUUGUGGGCUGCUGGAUGCCUUUCUCACUCUGGGGGCUGCUGGGAGAUGCUUCCAGCCCUCCUCUAUACACCUAUGCCACCCUGGUGCCAGCGGCAGGGAGCUCGCUGCUGAACCCAAUCCUCUACAGUCUGAGACACAAAGACAUUCGCAAGGUGCUGCUCCAGGCCUGCUGCCCCAACAGAUACACACACAACCCGCACACACACAACCCUGUUGAUGUGUAGACUGCCAAACAUUGCCAAAACACACAAUCUAUGCCAGACAUAUCACUGUUUCUGUGCCAAGAUACACACAUAGCUGCAUUGACUAUCAUCCAAGUCCAGAACAUGAAGUCCAAUACUCCCACACGUGCAAGCAGCACUUCUCUGAGAGAUGAAGGCCUUCUGAGUAUCAGAAUGUCCUGCACCGUCCUGGCGAGCGGCCAUCUUUGGACUGAAUCGAAACGUACUGUCUUUUGAGUACUUUGUGCCUCGUUCUCAGCCAAUUGUAGAUCCACUGGAUCCCCAAACUGAAACAAUCACAGGGACACUAUAUUUACCACCACUCUUUGAGGGUGGAUAUGACCUUUGGCACUUUAAUGCGAUGAGAGAGGAUGUGUUUUUAAAUGUAAAUCUAUCACAGUUUGAUGAUGUAUGUGAUCCAAAGCCCAAUUUGAUUUACUUGAAUCUGUAGAAAACACAAUGUUCUAGACCUAGACCUCUAGAGUCUAUUUUGCACAUGCUAUUGAAGGCACUUUGAGAGGUACUGACCAGUUGUUCAUGUUGCACAGCCUUUUUGAAAUGAAUGAAUAUUUUAUACUGAUGAAUAAUAAAUAUGUCUUUUUCUACCA